This is a messenger RNA of Podarcis muralis (Common wall lizard), 9161 nucleotides long. It is a transcript of the gene FOSL2, whose product is annotated as FOS like 2, AP-1 transcription factor subunit. The record is from RefSeq and is a predicted model, not a curated record. Gene Ontology annotation, molecular function: RNA polymerase II cis-regulatory region sequence-specific DNA binding; DNA-binding transcription factor activity, RNA polymerase II-specific. NCBI's taxonomy places the organism in Eukaryota, Metazoa, Chordata, Lepidosauria, Squamata, Lacertidae. Gene Ontology annotation, biological process: regulation of transcription by RNA polymerase II. Gene Ontology annotation, cellular component: nucleus.
GAGCCGCCCGGGCUGGGUUUGGCUCGGCGGGGCUGAAAGGACAGCGCGCUCUGGCCCUGUUCUCCCUCCUCCGCCAAGUGGGAGGCUCCGCGGGGCGGGGCCAGAAGCCUGCGAGUUUGACGUUUGCGAAUCCACAUGGUACAGCUCUUCAGAGGCAGGGAGAUGGAAUAAUAAGACUGUGGAUUUGAACUAAUGCCAUUGCACUGACUCAUUCAGGGAGAGUAAAGGAGCUCCGAGAACAAGGAUACUAGAAAGAGAGAAAGAGGAGAGGGAGGGGGGGAAGGAGGGGAAAAAGAAAGAUCGCUUUUAUGGCCGAGAAGGGCAGCAUCAAGGGUUAAGGGAUCAAUAAUUCGGGGGAGUAUUUUUAAGCAGCAACAACUAACGAUCAGGAGCCUCCGAUCCCGGGCUGAGUCAUCCAUCCAGUCCAGUUGGAGCAGGAAGCUGGCACUUUUCUGUAGGGCUUAAUUAUACAGGAGGUUUAGAUGCUCCUGAUUUAAAAACUACAGGGCGACCGCGGCUUUGAAAGCAGUAGGGAGAUCUCCACAGGAAGUUGGAAGGAAGGCAAGCGAGAUACAUCAAGCUUUCUCUUCUGUAGAAAUAAAAGUCGCAUUUGGAAAACUAUUUUUUUAAUAAGUAUAUUGUUUUGAUUCUCGCGUGAGAGGCAAUGAUUUGCCUCUAGAGCGCGUGCAUUUUUUUCCCUUCUGCACUGUAUGCGGAGGUGGUUUUUUGGAUUUAUUUUUUAAUUCACACAGUUGCUGUCGCAAGAAACAAAAAAUCAGGAAAGGACUUAUUUUUCAUUGCUUAAAAUAGAGAAAAGGGAGGGGGGAGCAACACCCUGCCAGAUCCACUUGAGUGCAUUUGGAAAAUCCGAAGGCAGUAAAUAAAAGAUCGGAAGCGAACAAGACAGGGAGGGACUGAGGAACAAAACAAACAAACAGCGUGCACAUUUUUUUUAAAAAGAAUUCAAAGUUUAUUUUUCACCUCGGACAAUGUACCAGGAUUUCCCAGGGAACUUUGAUACCUCCUCCCGGGGCAGCAGCGGUUCUCCAGGCCACCCGGAAACUUACAACAGCAUCACAGCUCAACAGAAAUUCCGGGUAGAUAUGCCAGGAUCGAGCAACGCUUUUAUUCCUACCCUGAACGCCAUCACUACCAGCCAAGACUUGCAGUGGAUGGUGCAGCCCACUGUCAUCACCUCCAUGCCAAGUGCCUAUUCUCGCUCGCAUCCCUACAACCAUGGCCUGCCAAAUCUGUCCUCGGUUACCGGGCACACAGCUCUUCAGAGACCGGGUGUCAUUAAAACCAUUGGGACCACGGUGGGCAGGAGGAGGAGAGAUGAGCAGUUGUCGCCUGAGGAAGAAGAGAAGAGAAGGAUCAGGAGAGAGAGGAACAAACUAGCAGCUGCUAAAUGCCGUAACAGACGCCGAGAGCUGACUGAGAAACUUCAGGCAGAAACCGAGGAGCUGGAGGAAGAGAAGUCUGUGUUGCAGAAGGAGAUCGCCGAACUCGAGAAAGAGAAGGAGAAGCUGAGGUUCAUGCUGAUGGCCCACAGCCCCAUGUGCAAGAUCAGCCCUGAGGAACGCCGAACCCCGCCAUCUCACAGCCUCCAGACCGUCCGGACUGGAGUGAGCAAUGCUGUAGUGGUGAAGCAGGAGCCCGUCGAAGAAGAGAUCCCCUCCUCCUCCUCUGACCUCGAGAAAGGGCAGAGAUCAGUCAUUAAACCUAUCAGCAUCGUCGGGGGCUUUUACGGGGAAGAGCCGCUCAACACUCCCAUUGUGGUGACCUCGACACCUGCCAUCACCCCCGGAGCAUCCAGCUUGGUCUUCACCUACCCCAGCGUGCUGGACCAGGAGUCUCCCCUCUCCCCCUCGGAGUCUUGCUCCAAAGCUCACCGGAGGAGCAGCAGCAGCGGCGACCAGUCCUCGGAUUCCUUGAACUCCCCCACUCUGCUGGCACUGUAACCCCUUUUCCCUUUUGCCCCCCACCCCACUCAGUUACUCUGGAGGGGGAAACCCCGCCUUUGAGAUCAAAAGACCAGCACAACGACUUUUUUCUUUUUCCCCACCAAGCACAAGGGCAGCAAAAGCAAGAAGAGGGAAAUAGUGUGUGUAGCUCCAGAAACUUCCUGGGACGGGAAGAACCAGAACAAACGUAAAGCCAUAUAGGAGUGGGGUGGGGAAGCAUUACUGGGACCCAAGUGCUUAGACUACAUGGUGUGUGCGUGUGUAGAAGCGGGUGGGAGAGCCACACUCCCCAUCCAAAGUUUAGUGCGAACGGAUGUGAGCUUCAGUAAAUCGCUAGCCCGUUCCCCUGCCAUUGCUGAUGAAUGGACUGGCGAGACCAGGUUCUCUUCUGUGCUAAGUAGUACAUUCCAGUUAGUUUGAUCUCAUUUGGGCCUUCACCUUUUUACUUUCUGUUGGAUACCAUGACAUUUCGAAAACUCUAACAAAACAAAAAAAAAGGCUUGUGGCAAUUGUCAUUAAACCGCUGCUGAUGUUAGGAUCUGCCUACGCGGGAUUCUUGCUGUUGUUGGGUGAGGGGGUUGGCUUUUUGGAUUAGAUGGUGCAGAGCUGAGAGAAGAAUAAAAUAAUAGGUCCAAAUGGUUCCUUUAAAAAAAAAUCAACAACACUCAUAGCACCUUUGUUUUGGGGGAAGUGGGGUAGCAUGGAAAGAAACAAGUGUUGGAUAUUCUGUUGACAAAAAAAAAAAAGAGUCUUCCCCAAAGAGACUGGAGUAUGCAGAUAAAUACAUUAUUUCUUUUUGCAUUGCAAAAGCUAUGACUGCAACAUGCCUCCACAUCAGUGGACCAGGAUCGGUGCCAAGGGAACUGGGGAGAUGCCAGAGUGAGUUUCCACUAAGCCUUUGUCUCUGGCAUGGGUUGUUCUGUAGUUGGCGUUUUGCCAAAUACGGUGGCUGGACCCUACGUUGCCUUUCCCCUUGGCUGCCAGCCACCUUGAGUGUGAUGUCUCCUCCCCACUGGCAUGCCUGACUCGGAUGCUGGGCUGCUCUCAAACAAAAGCCACCAGCUCCAUCUCUGUGAACCGUUGCAGUGCAGCAGUGCUGCUGUUCUUCUCUUGUGGCUGGUCCAGGAAAGGGAUUUACUGAGGGCAAAAGUGCAGGAAGCAAGCUGGGUGCUCCCUUGGAUAAUUCCUUUCUCUCUGUGUGUGCGUGUUGCGCUUCGCUCAUCAGUUCCUAGCCAAAGUUUGUGUGUGUUGCAAUUUGAUGACUUCAGGCCUUGUAGUUCCUUGGCUCCCUUUCUGGUCCUGGAGACAUUAGCGGAAAAAUUGUUUUCGUGCCUGAGUAUGGUCCUCUGCCGCGCUCUUGUCGCUGCACAUUCAGGUGGAUAUGGCUGUUUGAAAACCUGUGCUCACUACUGAAAUGGGCAGCGGGCUUUGCUUUUUCUCGCAUCUUCUGUGGUGCCUAGACAAAAUCCUAUUGCACUUAAAACAGCGCAGCUGCUUGGGUUUGCAGAGCUGAAUUGGAGAGAAGUUUGCUGGGUUCUCCCCUUGUUAGGUUAAGACUUUCUUUUGUAUAGAGAACAUCCCGUUUAGCCCAAGCUAACUAGGGUUCCUGUCAUGAGCAUAUUUAUGUUUGCCGGUUUCCACUAUCAUUUUUGUUUUCAUUUGACCUCAGGAUUUAUUAGGCAAGAUGGCAGGUGGAUACAUGAUUUCACUGUGCUCUUUGGAGACCAGCUUUCUCACCUGGGGGAAUCUCUUCAAGCCAUGUUAACUCCAUUGGUGAGCUUCGCUGCCUUCCUUGAGACUCUGCCUUAACAGCUGGGGAAUUUGCUUAAGUCUUUUGAGUGUUUCCAGUGAAGUCAGUGACUCAACUCCCAUUGACUGGCUGUUGUUUUUUUAAUGCAUCUGGAUAUCAGCCAUAGUGUUAGGUCAGCUGCUUGCAUGUCAUUGUGAAAGGCCAGAGGUUCUCAAACUGUGCUUCCCAGGCUGCUGGCAGCCCACAAGCUGCAUUCAUGUUGCCCACCGAAAACACUGACCAACAAGGAUACAUGACUUCACAGAACGGUGCUCAGAAAAACAGGCACAUCCAUCCAAUUAGGAAAUCAAGACUAUGCUUUAUUAAAAUGCAAGGUAUGCGUUGCUUUGCUUUGUAGAACAAAAGAAGUUUAUUAAGUAGUCUGGUGAGACCACCAGCAAUUUUCAAGUCCAUCCCCUCAAAAAGUUUGAGAACCACUGUCCUAGGCUAUCUUCUGGCUAGUCAGAAUAAAUCAAAGCCAUACUUAAUAACAGCUACAAUGAGAAGAAGCCAAAUUCUGUAACCUGAAUCAAGCAUGCACGUAUUUGAGUAUAAUUUUGAAAUUCGCAUUAUUUAUAUUGCCUGUGCUGGCCAUGGGGAGGAGGAAAGAGCUAUGCAAAGCGCUAAAAAAAACUACCUCUGUCCACCGGCAGUUGCGCUUAGAGCCCUUCUGUCCUCUUAAAAGUUCACCAGGCAUUACCUACAUAUUUUCAAGCUUCUCUUUGCAGAAAGUAAAGCCACAGUUUUGGGUUUUGGAUGACAGCACAAACCGCAUAUCCAUUUCGUGGAUCUGGCCUUUAAUACUAAGCUGCACUUCAAUCGCACAGUCGCUUAAACUCAGAGUAAAUGAGAGUCGUGGUAGUAACUCUUCAUAUUUAAAAGCAAAACUAUACUGGAAAGGCAUUUUGUUCAAGAUACUAAAAUCCAGGCAUUUUUCUUCUGACAUUUCCCUUUUUAGACAGUGCCACUGGAAGAGACUCAGGCUUGUAAUCAAGGCAAAUGUUAUUCAGAGUAGACCUCUUGGAAAUGAAUGAACCUGGGCUAGCCAUGCCCAUUAACGACAGUGAGCCUACUCUGAGGACUAGCGUUCCUGGUUCUAAGCAUCAUGUAAAAGAAAAUAUUCUAAGCAUAACAGGGAGAGCAGAAAACUGCAUCAUCUGACACUAGGAUUUUUUAAAAAAUAAAAUAGCACAAUAUACCUUUCACUAAAAUCACUGAUGUGCUCUCUGAAAUACUGCUUGUCUCAGCAGGCAAAGAACAUUUUUUUAAAAAAUCACAUGUUGCUAGCCCAUUUAACUGCGCUGGGUCAGACUGACCCAGGCUUCAUGUCCGUCUUAGAAAUCCUUGGAAAAGAAAAGGUUUGAAUGUGACGGAGGCAUCUUCUCUGCCAGGCUUGUAACUAUUAGCAGAAAAGAAAGAGCAUUCUCUGAAAUUCCCAGAACUAUCCAAGUGCACAUGAAGGUGCCUUGGGCACAUAUGCAGGCUUAUAUGUGAGGCUGCCAUUUGCUAGUUUGGUUUCAGUGGUGCUGCUGCCGCAGCAGUUUGAUAGAUAACUCUGGGCAAAGGGCACAAAUCCUGUUAACAGAAAACCUGGAGAGGACUAAAGAAAAUACAAGGGUUGACAGGGCUUUUUGCUCCAGCUUUUUUUCUAAGUUGUAAAAAAAUAGGAGAGGCAGGACUUGGAACUUGUUGGUUUUGUGGCAAGUAUGAAAGGUGGUAGGCAAGGUCUGUGGAAGAGUUCCAUUUUUCAAAGUUUGCCUUGGGAAAGAUCUGGGUUUGUAGCUGGAAGCAAUUAGAAAAGAGGUCUCUGAACUGCUUCCUGUUGUUGACCUCAGAUCUGUCCUCAGGCAACUUUAGUGUGUGGCCGUGUACAUGCCAUAUACAUUUAGAGCACAUGACUCCUCCCCCUCCUCCAAAGACUCCUGGGAACUGUAUUUUGUUAAGGGCAUUGGAAAUUGUAGCUCUUUGAGGCACAAAAUACCAUUGCCUGGCUUCUUUGGGGAGAAGUAUGGUGCUUUGAAUGUAUGGUGUGUAACCAGCCUAAAUGUUGCUUGUCUUAUACCUAUGGGUUUAUAUAUAUAUAUUUAUCACUUGAAUAAGGUUCCCUGAUGAGCUGUGGCUCACCUUCACCCUUUCUGCUGGCCAGAAACGUGUCUUGCCACCGUUCUCCACAAAGGAACUUACUAGGGUCAUUUUGUGGCAGAUAAUCCUUUGCAUCUGAGUCUUACAGUCGAUUCAGGCAUGUUUUGCUGUGUGAAUCCAGUUUUAGCUCCAGAUUCUGCUUUUCAUCUUCUCUUGUAAAUUUGUACAUCUGAAGGGGUUAUAUCGCACUUAUUUCCUAAAGCUGCCCAAAUGAAACUCCAGUUUAAUCCUUGCAAGGCAUGAGCAGUGGCUUUUGGGCCUCUUGGACACUUCUUGAUUAAUUCUUCCACUUCUUCUUGGUCCUACAGGAUGAUAGAGACAGAUCUGGGUUUUAGUCUUGGGAUGUCAGCCCGCAGAUGACACCCUGGUGGGAUUAAUUAUGUCUUGGCAUAAUGGAUGACAUCUCAGCUGUAGACAUUAUGAAGCCCCAUGUCCCAGUGAUGGCUUUACUGUGGAAAAGAGACUAGAGAUGUUUUGUAGGUGAAGCCUGGAACAGAUAGCGCUCUGAUCUAGGAAACAUUCCCCUACUUGUUUUUGCAUGCAUCUUGAUUUUUACGGAUGUCUUUACUCGUUAAUUUGCCAUACUUUUGGGAAAACCUAGCACCUUUGUUCCAAAGGAAAAUAUAUUUGUGUCCCAACACUAACUCUCUUUAAAAUUCCUGCUUCCUAUCCAUUCCAGCUUCUAAUGUUUGAACUUUUCCUUUCCAUUCAGCUUAGAGUGCAGUCCAGCAAGAAUUAUGGCUUUGGAGCUCUGUUCCAUUUCAAAGUGUUUUGUCUUAGCCUGGGUGAUGUAGAUAUAGGAUGAGCACAGUCGUUUAAGGGAUUGUGCUCUUAAGUCAGCGAUGUGCUUGUGAUAGAACAGGACCUGGCGCCAUCAUGUUGGUGUCAAUAGAUUUCCUCCACCACCUUUUUUUAAAAAAAUAAUCGAUCUAUUAAGUUCAUUUGAACCUAGCAAUGUGCUGCUUUUAUAUUCUGCUUGGCCUUAAUCCUAAAAGUACUCAUUGCUUUCACAUUUAUUUAUUGGCAGGCAAACACUUUUUGUGUCUGCUCCAGCAAAUCUGCCCACCAUUUAAUUUAACAUCCCUCAAACGUGUGUUCCUGUUUUUUAAUGCCAAAAUGAAAUUCUGCAACAUUUUUUUCAACACACACACACACACACUCCCAGAAGUAUUUUCAGUCAUUAGAGUGGGUCAAAUAUUUUAAGAGAGGGCACAAAUGAUCCCAUGUUUGUUUUGUUAUUUAUAUUUAUAUAAAAAAUGUUUACAUCUUUUUCUCUGCCUCAAAUCUGUAUUUUAAAAACAACUUUAUCCCCCUUCCCUUGCUGACUUUUAAAAAUGCUGUUUUGUUUUUUUUUUCUUUUAUAAAGUAGAUGACUUGGACUUACAAUCUUGGGUUUAUGGAUUUUCCCCCAAUUCAGUUGUGUCAUUUUCUGUUGAGUUGGCUCUGCCCUGCUUUCUGCUGUGUCUUCUCAAAUUACAUGCAGGAUUUUUGUAAUUUUCAAAAAUGGUGGUGCCCAAGCAUCUUACUUUCCUAGCUUGCUGUAGCUUUCAUUUGCACGAAUUCUUUCUUAAGUAAGCCAUAGGUAUCAAGUGGUGUGCAUCAAAACACAGGCAAAUUUUUGUUGCAUUCGUUUUUUAAGUUCAGUGGGACUCUGGCCAAGCCUCUAUCUGAAACUUGGAGAGGUGCUGCCACAACAAUUGCAGAAAUGAAGCCCUUAGAUUAUUCCUAGGGCGUGUUAGCUCACUAAUUUGUGAACUAACAGAUUUGGACUUUUCUCAUUAAGUACAAAUCCUGUUGAGGUGAUCGUAUAUAUGAUCACAUAACUUAAGUAACAACUCCAGUUGCCUGCUUUUUAAGGCACAUCACUGCUUGCGUACUCUGCUUACUCAAUUGGGAAGAAAAUCACGUCAACAGAAGGGAAAGCUGCAAGAAGAUCAAACCGCAUGUGUUCUGGGACCUUUGCAAAAUCAAAAGCCAGAAGAAUAGAAGAAAGCAAAUGCGUUUGUGCCUCUCUGCAAGCGGGACGAGAGAAAUGGGAACCACUAAAUUGAGCAGGGUGGGAAUCCUUUUUUUUUUAAAAAAAAAUUUGUAUAAAGAAAACUUCUUUCUAAAGAAGCAUAAUCAAUCCUCUGCAAAUAGUAAUAGAUGAGGCCAGACGAACUAUUUCUAGGUACAAGAGAUGAAUCGAAACUUUUUUUCUGUCCUAUGAAACGACUCUCCUCCCUUUCCCAUUUCGUACAAUUAAAAGGUUGGUCCACUUUCUUGUUUGUGGCUACUUGUUGUGGGGGGGAGGGGAAUAUGAAAUUAUGUGUAGAAAAUAGACAACAGGUUUGUAUUUGCUCAGUGAGCGGAUAAAGUGUUGUGUCUGUGUAUAUAUAGAUUCUACUGUGUAGUCCACAAAGUAACAUUGGUAAGAAAAGAGUGUAUCUUUAUUCACAAGGUAGUUUAAUAGCGUAAAAUGGAAGAAUGCUUUAAGAUUCCUGAAGAUAAAAGGGCCUGGAUCUCUCUCUGUUUACAUGACUCUGAUCCUAAAUGCACUCCUGUUAGAUGUUUGUAUCUAUACUGCUGAUAACACUGGUAGAGGAAACGGUUCUCAGUGAUCUUAUUUGUGCAAAUUCAUGGAGAUCAGUAAAUUUUUGGGUGUGCCAUUAUAUUUCUCUUCCACACAGAAAAGUAAGUUUUUUCCCUCCUUUGCUUAAUUCGUGGAGUGGAAUUUAAAAUUACCGAAUUGGAAUCCCUUUUCUCUGAUCUUUUGCAUAGAUCUUCCCAUGGCAGAGAAGCUUGGCUGAACGGUCAUCUUCUCGCACCUUUCCUUGCUAUAUACAGGCCUACAAUAUUUGCACUAAAAAAAAGAUGUCAAAAAUAAUUAUAUGAAAGCUGGUUGGAAAAAGCUUGCUGCUACGAAAGAACAUAUGAAAAUAAUGGCCAUGCUUUUCAGUUUUAAUGGAGGAGUACCAUUUUGUAAAGUAAAAAAAAAAAUCAAUCUAGAAUGAAACGAAUGAAGGUUUUAUAUAUCUUGUCUUAAAUAUUACCGUUUUUACCUUCUCUCGCCCUUCCUUUCCCCCACCCCAUCUUGAUACCAUUCCAUGCCUGUCAUUGCUCCUUUUCGUGAUGAUUGAAUGUGUUCACUACCCCCAACCUGCAAGUUCAAACACUUGUAAAUUACGCUUUCAUGGCACUGCGGACACCUUUUUUGUAUAGUGAGAGCUAACUGGAGUUCUUCUCUCUCUUUGGUUGAAGUCAUUAAAAGAUAUCCUUUGAAGUCA